AUGAAGACAAGCCUUUUGAAGCUGAAUGAUCCAUCCCUCCUCCAUGAAGCCUCGUUGCUUCACGGUGAAUGGGUACAGGCUGGAUCUGGCAAAACGUUCGAUGUCGAAGAUCCUGGCUCCAACCGCAUCUUUGCCUCCUGCCCGAACAACGAAGUCACCGACGUCGACCAAUACGUCGAGUCUUCCCAAAAAGCUUUCGAAGACUAUCGCCAUGUCAACCCGCGAGUCCGAGCUAAAAUCCUGCUCAAAUGGCACGAGCUGAUCACCAACGCCCGCGAAGAUAUCGCCCAGAUUAUGGUCUACGAGACCGGCAAGCCGAUGACCGAAGCAUUGGGGGAGGUCGACUACGCGCUGGGCUUCGCCUGGUGGUUCGCCGGCGAGGCCGAGCGGAUUCGAGGCUCGGUGGCCCAGCCCUCUAUCUCAGAGCGUCGCACAUUCGUGAUCAAGCAGCCGAUCGGUGUAAGCGUCGCGCUGGUUCCCUGGAACUUCCCGGUCGCCAUGAUUAUUCGCAAGGUCGCUGCUGCGCUGGCGGCCGGAUGCUCGAUGAUCGUUAAGCCGUCGCCGGAAACACCGCUGAGCGUCAACGCGUUGGCCGAUCUGGCCAUCCGUGCUGGCUUGCCGGCUGGUGUUCUGAAUGUCAUUUCGACGGAUAACGAGAACACCCCUGCCGUGAGCGAGCGACUCUGCAAGCAUCCUCUGGUUCGCAAGGUCACCUUUACCGGCAGCACGCGGGUGGGCAGUAUUGUUGCAAGACACUGCAGCGAAGGCUUGAAGAAGGUGACUAUGGAGCUGGGCGGCAACUGUCCGUUUAUCGUCUUCGACGACGGCAAUCUCGAGCAGGCUGUUGCGGCACUGAUGAUUCUGAAGUGGCGUACGGCCGGUCAGGCCUGUACACAUGCCAACCGGGUCUACGUGCAAAGCGGCGUCUAUGACCAGUUCGCCCGUAUGAUUGUGGAAGCAACCUCGAAGAUCCGCGUGGGCCACGGCGCGGAGACUUCAACCACCAUGGGACCGCUCACCACCAGCCGGGGCAUUGAGAAGCUCGAGAGACACGUUGAGGACGCAAUCAAGCGCGGAGGAAAGAUUCUGUGCGGUGGCAAGAGGCCCGCGAAUCUACCCGGUUACUUCUUUGAGCCCACGAUUAUCUCGGACAUGACCCCCAAGAUGCUAACGACACAGGAGGAGAUCUUUGGCCCUCUUCUGGGUCUGUAUAGAUUUGAAACAGAACAGGAAGUGGUGAAGUUGGCUAAUGACACCUCUAUGGGCCUGGCUUCCUAUUUCUUUACCAGGGAUGUCAACCGCACCUGGCGCAUGCUCGAGAAUCUGGAGGCUGGCAUGGUUGGCAUGAAUACCGGUAACUCGUCCUGCGCCGAGUCGCCGUUUGGCGGUCUCAAGCAGUCGGGCUACGGCAAAGAAGCCGGCAAGGAUGUUGCCAUCGAGGAAUAUCUGAUCUCCAAGACCGGAACACUGACUGUCGAGCCUGCCUGA
Molecule: messenger RNA, 1488 nt
Organism: Aspergillus melleus
Lineage: Eukaryota; Fungi; Ascomycota; Eurotiomycetes; Eurotiales; Aspergillaceae
Product: NAD-dependent succinate-semialdehyde dehydrogenase
Exons: 4
Coding region: 1-1488 (495 amino acids)
Molecular function (GO): succinate-semialdehyde dehydrogenase (NAD+) activity
Source: RefSeq, a predicted model, not a curated record